Molecule: messenger RNA, 2967 nt
Organism: Falco peregrinus (peregrine falcon)
Lineage: Eukaryota; Metazoa; Chordata; Aves; Falconiformes; Falconidae
Gene: CNR2
Product: cannabinoid receptor 2
Exons: 3
Coding region: 914-1963 (349 amino acids)
Biological process (GO): cannabinoid signaling pathway
Cellular component (GO): membrane
Molecular function (GO): cannabinoid receptor activity
Source: RefSeq, a predicted model, not a curated record
AAAAGACCCUGAACGUCUCGUACCUCAAACACCGCAGGUACAUGGAGGGAUCAGAGGAAAUGAGCAAAUUAUUUCAGCAAGGUGGAGGGUUAGGGUGGUUGUGAGAUGUGGUACUGGCAGUCAGAAGCAGAACACAAGACCCAGAGGGGAAGUUGGGAAGGGAAGGAAAGAAAACCUGACACACAUUCACUGAAAGAAUGCAAAAGAGAACAAGAAACCAGAAGAAGGAUUUGCACUGAUGGAUUUUCAGCCCAGGGGAAUAAACCAGAAUGGUACAAGAAACCCAGCUGAAACCAAAAGUGAUGUGAGAAGGAAGCAGUCACUGUCUGCAGCUGCACCAACUACCCUGAGAGCUAGAGGGAUGAGAAGUCCCCAAGCAUCCCCAGCCUACAACACGAGCGAGAGGAGCUUUGGUGAAGAGUAAAUGCUUCAAAGUGCACUUUGUGCUCCCAGAUGAACUGCACCGAGUCCCUGGCAGUGCAAUAUCCCUCGUCCUCCAUCCUAGCCAUCUCCUGAGGCAGCCUCACUCGGACAGGCUGUUCUCCAGGGCCUGUUUCCAGCCACGGCACAGUGUCACCAUCCACAGUCCCUUCCAUCGCUGCUAGCCCUGAGCAGUGCAUCUUGGAGGAUUGGUAAGAGCUGGCCCAGGACUCGUACAAUUCUCAGCGUUGCUGCUUCCCUCUUGUGGUGAGGAAACAGCCCAAGAGAGACGUGGUAGGGACUACGGAUGUAGUACCCAUAGGCUGUGACAAACAGGUCUCAGCUAAGUCACCGGUGGGACAAAGCCUGGAUCUCUGCUGGGAAAGGGUGGAAUCUGGCUCCAGCAUUUGGGCUGUGGACCUGAAAAGCAUCUGAAGAAGCACAGAAGGAAGCAGAAAGGCCCUCUGCAAGCUCCUAGCUCCCGUUAAUUACAAUGGAUAUUUGUAAGAGUCACGAAAACACCUCCAAAUGCAGUGUGAACACUAUGGAGUGCUUCAUGGUCCUCAGCACACAAGCGCAGAAGAUAAGCAUUGCCACGCUGUGUGGCCUCUUUGGGACACUGUGCAUUUCUGAGAACUCUCUGGUGCUGUACUUGAUCUUCUCCUCCCCCGGGACCAGAAGAAAGCCUUCCUACCUCUUUAUCAGCAGCCUGGCCUUGGCUGACAUCCUGGCCAGCAUCAUCUUCGUCUGCAGUUUUGUUAACUUCCAUGUCUUUAAUGAAACUGAUUUCUCUAAAGAAAUGUUCCUGCUGCAGCUGGGAGGGGUGAACACAUCCUUCUCUGCCUCCCUGAGCAGCUUGUUGCUGACAGCCCUGGACCGUUACAUCUGCAUUACCCGGCCCUCCGAAUACAAGCUCCUCAUGACCAGGAAGAGAGCGUGGAUAGCCCUGGGGGUGCUCUGGGUGACAUGUGCAGCCAUUGCUUCCCUGCCUCUCCUGGGCUGGAACUGCUGCACACUCAAUUCAACCUGCUCCAAGCUGUUCCCGUUUGUGGAUGACAACUAUCUGUCGAGCUGGAUCUGCUUCAUCAUGGUCCUGCUGGGGUGCAUCAUCUACGCCUACGCACAUGUGCUAUGGAGGGCUCGCCAGCAUGUAGCCUACAUGGAGAAGCACCAAGCGCAGGCAGGAAAGCAAAACACCAGGAUGAGGAUGGAUGUCAUGCUGGCCAGGACCCUUGUCAUAGUGCUGACUGUCCUCGUGCUGUGCUGGUCUCCAGUCCUUGUUCUCAUGAUCUACAGCAUCUUCGCCAGUCUGAGCAAUCACCUGCGCAAAGUGUUUGCCUUCUGCAGCACCCUCUGCCUGCUCAAUUCCAUGGUGAACCCCAUUAUUUAUGCCCUGCGGAGCAAGGAGCUAUAUUCCUCCCUGAGGAGAGUCUUUUCUCAGUUCAGGAGGCAGUUGAAGGCCUCUGAGGAAAGCCCAGAAGCAGAGAGCACCCACAAGUCCUCCGUGAUAGAGACUGUCUGUGAGGACACACAUGUAACGUAGGGAGGCAGCCCUGGAAAGCCUGUACUCAGGCUGGCAGAAACUGUCUGGAUUACUUUUCUUUUUCUUUUCUCUUCAUGUGGAGAUCCUGGGAGAUGAGAGAUCUGAUGCCUGUCAUGGAGCCAGUUCCUGCUGAUGUUAUUCUUAGACACUGGGACAUAAAGUGUGCAGACUUACACAGGCGGCUGGUCCCCAAGUUGCAGAGAUACUGGUGCCAUGUCAGUGUGCCAGCCAUGAGGCAGCGGAAAACACCAUACCCCAGAACAGCAAAUCCUAAUAUUUUAUGACAACUCCUCCUGCCUGGCCUCCCACCUGUCCACAAGUAACCUCCUAAUCCGUUUUUCUUACAUUCAGUGGUGUUUUCCUUACACUCCACACAAUAUAGCUAACCUCAAGUAAAACACUCCAUAGACCUUCAGGUUCUCUAGAAAUCCCCAGGUAUCACAUAACUCUCUCUAAACCCCUUAAUCAGGCACGGGCAUAAUUGUGCAAGCACCGUCAGCAAAGUGCUAAUAGCACAUCGGUACAUAGCAGAGGUACAUCUAUUUAUACCACACUUGAAUGCCAUCCCAGGGUGUUAUGUAUUAGCAGCACAGUGACAAAAGGUCUUCAGGUCCUGGCAAAGGUGGCAGAGAACAUCAAAUCGUGAUAAGCUCCCGCUGGCAGUGAAUGCCUUGCUGCAUCAUGCAGGAGCAGGACCGGCAGCAGCAGGAGGCACCUCAGCCUUUGCUGGGAAACGUGCACAUGGUUUCUCUGGAUUUGCUUGCAGAUGGUCCUGGUUAAUUGCGUCUCACGGCACUUAGAAUUGUGUUCAUUUUAGUGGUUAAUUCUUUAUGGAAAAGUGAAAUGGUCUCACUCUCGUUUAUGGACUCUGCCAUAGUUUAGGAUUCCAAGGCGGACAGGAACCUGCAUGAAGCAUGUUUUUUUUUCCGCAAAUUUACAGAAAGCUAACCUGUGCCACACAAGCAUUUGUUGGAUGUUAUUGUGAUUAAACAAAGCCAUUUUUU